Messenger RNA from Talaromyces amestolkiae, 1194 nucleotides. RefSeq lists its product as uncharacterized. Lineage: Eukaryota; Fungi; Ascomycota; Eurotiomycetes; Eurotiales; Trichocomaceae. Gene Ontology annotation, molecular function: zinc ion binding; L-iditol 2-dehydrogenase (NAD+) activity. Gene Ontology annotation, biological process: D-sorbitol catabolic process. The transcript is spliced from 3 exons. The record is from RefSeq and is a predicted model, not a curated record. The coding region runs from base 1 to 1194 and encodes 397 amino acids.
AUGUCGCCCAGCAUCCUAGAGCCGGCUCCCUGCUCCCUCAACGAUCACAUUGGAAAGACUUCCCAAAAAUCGAAAGUAGCUGAGGCAUCUAUCAUACAAGCUCCUCUCCCAAAUCCUUCAUUACAAGUCACUGCGGACCACAAUCUAAAGCAAGUCGAAGCUCCGGUUUAUGCACCUCAGAAGGGCGAAGUUCUUCUGCAUAUCAAAGCCACUGGGAUCUGCGGUUCAGAUAUACACUUCUGGAAAACCGGUCGUAUAGGGUCUCUUGUUGUCGAAGGAGACUGCAUCUUGGGUCAUGAAGCCGCUGGUGUGGUUCUAGAAGUCGGUGAAGGUGUCACUAACUUGAAACCUGGUGACCGUGUUGCCAUGGAACCUGGGGUCCCCUGUAAUGACUGCUUUCUCUGCUCCGACGGCCGCUAUAAUCUCUGUGAAGACGUUCAAUUCGCGGGCGUAUAUCCCUACCACGGCUCCUUACAACGAUACAAAAUUCAUCCAGCUCGGUGGCUACACAAAUUACCGGAUAAUGUCUCUUACGCCGAAGGUGCCCUCCUUGAACCCCUUUCCGUCGCUAUGCACGGUAUCCGCAUGGCCGGCUUGCCCCUAGGCCGUGGUGCUGUCAUCUGCGGUGCCGGGCCGGUAGGACUAUUAACUCUAGCUGCUGCCAGGGCGUCUGGCGCUCAUCCGAUAGUCAUUACAGAUCUUGAGCCUAGUCGCUUGAAAUUUGCCAAGGAGUUCGUCCCCAGUGUCAUCAUAUAUCAAGUCAAUCGAGAUCUCGAUGCUGAGGGAAAUGCAAAGGCUAUCAGAGCUUUGUUCGGCAAAGAGGAUGAAUAUUUUGCUCCAGAGACUGUACUAGAGUGUACCGGCGUCGAAAGCAGUAUUUGUAUCGCCGCGUAUACGGCUCGCCGUGGUGGGACUGUCAUGGUUAUUGGCGUCGGAAGGUCGAUCAUGAACAACCUCCCAUUUAUGCAUUUGUCCUUGGCGGAGAUUCAGUUGAAAUUUAUAAAUCGUUAUCGGGAUACGUGGGCGCCAGCUAUCCAGUGUCUGGACGGUGGCAUCUUGAAGCAUUUGACAAAACUAGUGUCGCAUACCUUUCCAUUAGAAAAGGCGAGGGACGCAAUGGAGCUGUGUUCUGAUACUCGCAAUGGAAGUAUCAAGGUGAUGGUCGUGGAUGAGAUUGAUGCUACUAUUUCUUGA